AUGGCUGAUCCCUUUGCAAACCUGUUCACCAGUUUCAAGGGUGGCAAGAACGAAGCUCAGAAAAACAGUAAACCUCGAGAAAGCGAUGUGCCGAGGUCUCCAACACCGACUACGCCAGGCAGAGAACAGGGCUCAAAGCAAAGCUGUGAUAUAGACCUCCUCUUCUCUCCUGGUCAAGGUGAUGAAUUGGUAAAAAAUGAUCAUUCAGGAAGCAGUGUGAAGAGACCCUCGGGGCCUACCGUGUCCCGCACAGGAUUGGACCCAAACAUCGGAGUCAAUAUGGAUAUGUUUUCACCAACCCCACCGCCACAGGAAGCUACCAAAGACCCUAGAGAUGAUUUUGAUGAUGUAUUUGAGACCUUCAACUCAACGCCGCUGCAAAGCGUGCCAGAAACGGCAGCUUCAACUCCCAAAGAUGAUAAUGUAGGAAAUGUGCUCAUCGAUGAAGUAAAGGAUAUGGAGAUUGCUAAACUCAUGUCACUGGGCUUGGAUGUAGAAAACGCCAGCCAGUAUUACGAUCGUGGCUUUCUUUAUGAGCAUGUGUUGGAGAAAGACAGACAACCAAUUAGCAGAAAACUGAGUUCUAAAGAGAAGCCUUCAGAUGAACCAGACCUGUUUUCAAUGGCCUCAAGUUGGAUUGGCAAGGGACGAACUUUUUUGGACUCCACUUUCAAGCAGAAAGCGCCCGGUCUCGAAACAGGAUUUUUGACUGAGUAUGUUAGUACCCGCUCUGGCUCCCCAAACACCACCUCAUCACAAAGGUUGGGGCCACAGAAUCAUAAUGAUUUGGUCGACGCACAAAGGUCAGCUAAUCAAAAUAAGUUCGCGUUUGACGAACACGAUUCAAUCGUGUCCAGACCAGCAUCGGCACCUGGCAUGCCUGCCACUAAAACGGCCGCCACACUUGGUCAUGCUGCUUCUGAGCCCAACUCGCCGCCGCAUUUUGGAUCUCAUGGGGAACCACAAGAGGUUUUGUUAGACUUUGAUGCACCCAUGCCGUCUCAUACGCUCCAAAAGGCAACGACAAUUAAACUAUCACAGAUCGAACGUCACGGGUUUGAAGAAUACAAGGCUAAAGCGUCUGAAAGCUUCACCGCUGGUGAUUACCCCACUGCAUACCAAAACUAUGAAAAAUCACUCAACAAUUUACAACAAAACCAUCCUUGGAGAAUAGUUUCUUAUUCUAAUAUGAUAGUCUGUCAAUUGAAAUUGGGAGAUUAUCGCCAAGUUCUCAAGAAUGCCUCUUCAGCCCUCGACCUGAUUCCACCAAAUAUUGAUGAAAAUAUUCCAGAUCUGAGCCCGCCCAAGACAUUUAAAACUAUAUGGUCGAAGAUAGUCUGCAACAAAGCAGAGGCGCUGGAAAGGUUAGAAGACUACGCUAAUGCCCUGCUGACUUAUCAGCAGCUUAUCGAGAAAGGAAUCGUUUCAUCGAAAAUCUUAGAUGCCAGGCGGCGAUGCCAAAAAAUAGUAGAGCCCGAAAAAUUUACCGUAGCCAAGAAAUCCAAGAGGCCUCCGACACCAAGUCAGCCACCGGUUUCAGGGCAGUCUGAUUUGGAAACGAAAAGGGCGCGGGCCUUACAGAACCAAAACAGACAGGCUCGUGAGGAGGAUGAAAAACGCUUCAUUUUUAAGGAUGAUGUUGAACGCAAAAUAUCCCAGUGGUGUAAUGGUAAUCAAAGUAACCUAAGAGAAUUACUAGCUCGUCUUCAUCUCAUCCUCGAUUGGUGUGGAUGGAAGGAAGUGGCGCCAACGGCACUAGUGAUGCCGAAGAAGGUUAAAGUUUAUUACUUGAAGGCCGCAGCUAAAACACAUCCUGAUAAAGUACAGGAGUCAUGGCCUUUAGAAAGAAAGAUGAUCGCCGAAAACGUCUUUGUCAUACUUAGCAAAGCCUGGGAAAGCUUCAAGGAGGAAAAUGACAUGACCUGA
Messenger RNA from Lachancea dasiensis, 1926 nucleotides. Lineage: Eukaryota; Fungi; Ascomycota; Saccharomycetes; Saccharomycetales; Saccharomycetaceae. The record is from the annotation of a GenBank genome assembly.